This is a messenger RNA of Staurois parvus, 273 nucleotides long. The record is from the annotation of a GenBank genome assembly. Lineage: Eukaryota; Metazoa; Chordata; Amphibia; Anura; Ranidae.
CACAGCUGAUCACAUGUAAACAGUGAAAUUUAUCGGCAGCUCGAGAGGAGAGCCAUGCCACCUGUCAGUGUCCAUCAGUGUCAGCUGUCAGUGCUGAACAGUGCCACAGUGCACAUCAAUGCCACAUAUCAGUGCCUACCAGUUCACAUCAAUGCCACAUAUCAGUGCCCACCUGACCUUCCUUUCAGAGUCACCCAUCAGUGCCACCUAUCAAUGCCAAUCAGUGCCACCUAUCAGUGCUGCCAAUCAGUGUCACCUAUCAGUGCCAGUCAG